Molecule: messenger RNA, 951 nt
Organism: Grosmannia clavigera kw1407
Lineage: Eukaryota; Fungi; Ascomycota; Sordariomycetes; Ophiostomatales; Ophiostomataceae
Exons: 5
Coding region: 1-951 (316 amino acids)
Molecular function (GO): methyltransferase activity
Source: RefSeq, a predicted model, not a curated record
AUGGCAGAAGCCAAAAAGACGUUAGGGCAACCUUCAUCUGCCACUAGCCCUGUGGUCCCCACUCCUGCACCGGAAGGUUCUGUAUUGCCAACCUCGGAAGACGUCGAGGUUUACCCCGGCCACUAUUGGACUGCCCAGCCGUGGGACGAUGACAAUGACUCGGCGCAAGGCGAUGAUGCGGCUACCUCUACCUCUUCCAUCACAUCAUCUAUCCUGAGAUACCGGACAGUCAACGGCCGGACAUAUCACAGCGAUAGCAUCGCAACCAACAAGUACUGUGACUUUGCCGACUUACACCCUGACGCCACGGUAACCGGUACCGAUUUAUCUCCUAUUCAGCCCUCAUGGGUCCCGCCGAACGUUAGCUUCGAGAUCGAAGAUUUUACCCAGCCGUGGACAUUUGCGCGAGAGUCAAUCGACUUUAUCUACGGACGUUGGUUGAUAGGCUCCGUAACGGACUGGACGGCCUUAUUUAAGAAUGCCUUCGAAGCAUUGAAGCCAGGUGGCUGGUUCGAAACCUUUGACUUCAAUGGCUUCUUUGAGUCUGAUGAUGGUUCCUUGACCGACAAGGCUGCUGCCAGCCAGUGGGGUUACAUCUUUCGAGAGGGUGCAAAGAAGCUUGGCUCAACGGCCUCUUUCACGAUAAUUAGCGAUAAUGUGCAGCAGAAAGGCCUCAAAGAGGCGGGCUUCAUUAACAUUCAAGAGCACCCAAUGAAGGUCCCUUGCUCCGAAUGGCCAGAAGACCCAAAGCUGAAAGAAGUUGGCUUGUUUAUUCGAGCUGCCUGGGAAAACGAUCCUGAGGGUUUCAUGGGCUUCAUGGCGAGUACGAUUGGUUGGUCACCAGAAGAAAUUACUGUCUAUUGCGCUCACAUGCGUCGCGAGCUACGCAGCCUGAAGAUCCGUCUUUACUACAAAUGUAAUGUUGUCUGGGCCCAGAAACCAUACUCCUGA